AGAUGUUUAGGAACAAAAUCUCCCUAAAAUGAAAGAUAAAAUUUCAGGACUGGAUUUGAACUCCGAACACCCAAGUAGUAAUCGAUCUUUAAAAGUGGAAUUUCAUGACUAGUUUAAUUAACAACCCAAAGACGAAAUUCCCAUGGGGAUCCCAUUUGUGAAUCAAAUUAAAAUGCCUAAGUUCAACUACAAGCAUUCACUCUCUUAACUAACUCUCUGUAUCAUCAUCUUAAUCUUGCCAUGGAGAACGAAGCUAGUGAUUCCAGUAACAAAGAACCUUCUUCCUUCAAACUUCUUGUGUCAUUUCCUUCUGGUCUUUCUCCCUCACAGGUUUCUGUCCAAUUCAGUCACGCCUACGAUCGGAUCCCUCAUUCUGACCUCACCUUAGAAAACACCAUCUCUCAGAUAUGGGAGCAGAGGAGUGUACAGAACAAAUCGCUGUUCAAUGGAAAUAAAUUCAGGUAUGGAGGGCAAGUUUUGCAGACUGGAGGUGAACCCAACAAUGAACCACAUGUAUGCCUCCGACUAGGUUUGACAGAUUAUAGGACCUUCGUUGGAACAAAUUUAAGUCCUUUGUGGGAAAGGUUCCUUGUUCCAUCUGAAGAUGAUUCUGUUCUUUGUCAGUAUACCUCCAGUCCACUAGGAAAUGGUGCAGUGGUGGAGACAAUUGACAAUAAGAUACUUGUAUUACAGCGAAGUAAUAAUGUUGGUGAAUUUCCUGGAUAUUUCGUUUUCCCUGGUGGCCAUCCUGAGCCUCAAGAGAUUGGUAUAACGUCCCAUCAAUAUGUAAAGGAGUUAACAGAGUCUAUCAACGCCAAGGUUUCACAGGAGAUGUUUGACAGCAUAGUUCGUGAAGUAGUUGAAGAAAUUGGAGUGCCAGCUUUAUCCCUUAGCAUCCCGACUUUCAUUGGUAUAUCUCGCAGGGAUUUGAAUGUGAGACCGGCCGCAUUUUUCUUUAUCAAAUGCAAUCUUGACUCAAAGGAAGUUCAGCAGUUUUAUUCCAGUGCCCAAGACGGCUAUGAAUCAACCCAGCUCUAUACUGUUCCAAUGAUUGAGUUAGAAAAUAUGGCCUCUAAGAUGCCUGGCUGUCACCGAGGCGGAUUUGCUCUCUAUAAAUUGAUGGUUGGCACCAGGAAGGUUACUUGAUGGAGGUUUGUAAUGUAGUGCUCUCAGUUGUCCUGCAUGAUGUUUUAGUGAGUCUCUCUUUCCAGCUUAAUUAAGUUUCAUUCCAACAUCGCUGGUGCUAUUGAACCUUUCCCAUCCAAUGAAACGGAUUGAGACGGACUUUAACCAGGCUGAAAUCUUUCACCAGAACAGUUCUCAUAUUUUAUUCAAUAGAUGCUUGUGAUCAAUUCAUGCUCAAGAUAAAAUACACAAGUCAAUCCAAUGUUGUAUAUAUAUUAUAUGGCAUAACUGGUAAAUACUGAACUAGUGAACAUUACUAUUCUAUGCAUUUUUAUUUUUUUUGGUUUUUCACCGCCAGUUGAAUCUGGUUCGGGGGUCAGUUCUGGCAUCAAGUGGUUCCAGCCCCGUCGCGAUCGCAGUUGCGGGGGAUCAAAAUUACUAUUCUAUGCAUUGUCUGUAUUCAGUUUGGAAUUUUAUAAUACCAAGUAUCAUUGAGAAUGAGAAAAACGAAGUUGUGCUCUGAUUGGUGUUUA
Molecule: messenger RNA, 1658 nt
Organism: Trifolium pratense (red clover)
Lineage: Eukaryota; Viridiplantae; Streptophyta; Magnoliopsida; Fabales; Fabaceae
Product: nudix hydrolase 9
Exons: 9
Coding region: 241-1146 (301 amino acids)
Molecular function (GO): GDP-mannose hydrolase activity
Source: RefSeq, a predicted model, not a curated record